Exophiala mesophila is the source of this 2655-nucleotide messenger RNA. RefSeq lists its product as uncharacterized. Gene Ontology annotation, cellular component: chromatin. The record is from RefSeq and is a predicted model, not a curated record. The transcript has 5 exons. Gene Ontology annotation, molecular function: RNA polymerase II cis-regulatory region sequence-specific DNA binding; zinc ion binding; DNA-binding transcription factor activity, RNA polymerase II-specific. NCBI's taxonomy places the organism in Eukaryota, Fungi, Ascomycota, Eurotiomycetes, Chaetothyriales, Herpotrichiellaceae. Bases 1 to 2655 code for a protein of 884 amino acids. Gene Ontology annotation, biological process: DNA-templated transcription; regulation of transcription by RNA polymerase II.
AUGUUUGAUCAUCGUCAUGUGCAACGUCACCGCCAGAAGGACGCCGAAGCUGGUGGCGAAGGACUUGGAAACCUGGCCACCCGAAAGCGACUGUGGAAGGACAGCCAUGGACGAGUGGUGAAUGCAAGUCGCAUACAGAAACCGGCAACUACAUCGAUUCCCAGCACUCUUACAGCCGAUGUCCCAGCUGAGAAAGUUGCGGUGGACGAUUCGAGUUACGCCCUAAUGUCUCCACCAGCAUCAACUUCGAGCAGUGCGUUGGAGCCAGUGGAACAUGAUCCCCAAGCAAAGUUCACAUACCCUGAGGCUGCGUGGGAAGCAAUGGAUAUGAGCUUUGGUCCCCCGUCAGAUGUCAAUGAACUCGACCUCUGGGGAGACUCUAGUUGGGCGAAUCAGCCAUUCCAAGCCAUGAUGGGAACGUCAGAUGAUCUACCCGACAACGAGGUGACCUUUCCCGAUACCACAAUUUCAUUCAAUGCUUCACUUCCGACACUCCAGUACUACAGCUGGCUGUUCGGAAACGACAUUGCCACCAACAACACUGAACCCUUGCCGCCAAUAUCGGAUACCUACCAUGGAGAUACUAAUGAUCAUCCCAUACAGGAACUCGUCAAUGAGGCUGGUUUGGGACCAGAUCCUCACGAACAGCUACCCUCUAUCAAACCUUUUAUUGGCAAGCCAUUUGGGACCCUCAAGUCUUAUUUGCAACCACGCCCUCAAGAUAACGCGCUCUUCACACCAGAAUCCGGGCGCAGUUAUACAACCAUAAGUUCUCCCGCAAUGGCAGCCUCGCCUGAGACUGGUGGCUUAUUCAACUAUACUUCACCUGCAGUGAAUCAAGCCUAUAGCAAGGAGUUUGGUGUACUGGGGAUUGACAAUGCCUCCCUCUACUUUUCCUCGAGGCAGCAAGCCGAUGGCCAGAAUCAAGAAGGGCACUCUCUCAUAGAACCCAUCGACUCAGCUCCACCUGACGCAUGGAUACGAACACAGCAGAAGAAAUUACCAAUGAUCUCGAUCGAAGCUCGAGAUGGGCUGCUGCAGCUAAUCUCUCAAACUCGCCCAACCAGAAUGGACCAAACUGAAAUCAGCCCUUGUGAUCCAUUGCUGUCACUGGCAGCUUUGCAAUGCUAUAGCGAUCUUUUCUUCAUCCACUUCAACUCGACGUACCCGUUGAUACAUCCGGGGACGUUUUCAAGCUCCGCAGUGCACCCCUUGAAGCUGAUGUCCAUCAUCCUCUUGGGCGCAACAUAUAGCGAUACCAGAGCACAUUCCUUGGCAAUCUGCUUACACGACAUGAUGCGGCCGUUGAUUCACAGUCACAAAGAAUUUGGGCCAAGGCCGAGUUUUUGGAUGUUACAGACAAUCUUGCUGGUAGAAUGCUUUGGUAAGAGCCGUGCUGGAGAGCGGCAGCACGAUGUCUCAAAUAUCUACCAUGGGCUCCAGAUAAACCUUCUCCGAAGAAGUAAUUGCCAUAAUGUCAGCAACCCAACUUGGGACGAGAAUAGAGAAAGCUUGCAAGAGUAUUGGAACGCAGCAGUUCAAGCCGAAGAGAAGAGAAGGCUUGCAAUGAUUUCCUUUAUGUGGGAUACACAACAUGCCACUUUCUUUGCCCAGAUCCUCUGCAUGAAUGCCUCCGAGUUGAAGGUGGCUCUUCCUUGGGACACUGCCAUUUGGGAGGCCGAAACCGCAGAAGGCUGGCUUCGUCUUAUGAAAAAUUCAUCGCCCCCGCCCCAGUUCCUCACCAUCCUGCAAAGGUACACCGAUCCAAGAGCAUCAUUUGCACCACUGCAUUUGAAUGCCUUGUCCAGAGUUUUGGUUCUACAUGGACUCAUGUCACUCUCGUGGGACUUUAGACGACGUGAGCAGACGGCAUUGACCCGAGAUGUCACUCCAAAUGGAGUCCGUUGGCAAACCAAGAUCAGCGCCUGCUAUGCCAAGUGGAAACAAGAUUUUGAUCGUUACACUCGACUCGUUUUAUCGUCUUUGCCUGCAGAUUCCGCGGAGCACGCCAGUUUCCAACGCUGCGCUGUGGCAAACUCAGCUGUCUAUCACACAGCUCAAAUCGUGUUAGAAGUCGAAAUUGCUGAUUUGCAGAUUCGAGGUGGUGCAAAGCAUAUCACCGGACGGCAGGUGACCGACCUCGACCGCCAGCGCUCUCAAACGAGAAUCAAAGAUUUUGUUUCCCGAGAUGGAGGCAAAAGUGCUGCACGAGCAACUUGGCAUGCCGCCCAUCUGAUCCGAGACGGUAUCAGGAAACUUGAGAAUUGGGCUGUGGAUGAAAUGAUACAUUUUCCCUGGUGCCUGUAUCUUGCAACUCUGACAUGCUGGACAGCGUAUGGGGCGGCCGUUGAGAUGUUUCCCACAAACCAAAUGCCCUUGCUUGUGGAUACAAUAUUCCCAGAUUCGGGUGAGGCCGACAAUGACAACGAUUGGGAUUCGAGGACAGACAUGAAAGCCCUUAUCAGUGCUCUGACAAGGCUUGACCCUUCCAGACCCACAUUUGUAAAGGAUAUCUGGGCAGUGUCCGGAAAGUAUAGACCAUAUGGACUAUUAGCGUGCAUGGCAAAGCAUUUGGGAACAAUUAGAUGGGCUGUGGUGAAAGAGGGUAUGAAAGUGCUCAGGGAGCUGGUGAACAACGCCAGUGAUGAUAUUUAG